Molecule: messenger RNA, 1308 nt
Organism: Lepus europaeus (European hare)
Lineage: Eukaryota; Metazoa; Chordata; Mammalia; Lagomorpha; Leporidae
Gene: CLDN24
Product: claudin 24
Exons: 1
Coding region: 207-869 (220 amino acids)
Biological process (GO): bicellular tight junction assembly; cell adhesion
Cellular component (GO): bicellular tight junction; plasma membrane
Molecular function (GO): structural molecule activity
Source: RefSeq, a predicted model, not a curated record
UAACUCAUAGUUUUAACAGAGUCCCUCGUCCUUUACAUGAAACAUUAUAUUCAAGAAGAACAAAAACACAUUUCAGGGGUGCCCAGAGAGUUAAUGGCCAAAGCUUAUAUUCCAGGCAGCAUAGAACCAAGAUCGUCACACUACUUACUGUCAACCGCAAAGGCGGCAGAUCCUAUAGGAGUGGCAAAGUCACCAGAGUUGUUGCAAUGGCUUUUGACUUCAAAACAGCAAUGCAAUCUCUUGGACUUUUAUUAUCUUUCCUGGGAUGGGUUUUGUCCAUUAUGACAACUUACUUGCCACUCUGGAAGAACCUCAACCUGGACUUAAAUGAGAUGGAACACUGGACCCUGGGACUCUGGCAGACUUGUGUCGUCCAGGAGGAAGUGGGCACUCAGUGCAAGGGCUUCGACUCUUUCCUGGCUUUGCCUGCUGAACUCCGGAUCGCCAGGAUUUUCAUGUUUCUGUGCAACGGGCUGGGGUUCCUGGGCCUGCUGGUCUCGGGGUCUGGCCUGGACUGCUUGAGAAUCGGAGAGAGACAGCAAGAGCUCAAGAAGCGCCUGCUCGUCCUGGGGGGAAUCCUGUUCUGGACGUCAGGCAUCACAGCCCUGGUGCCGGUCUCGUGGGUGGCCCACGUGACGGUCCAGGAGUUCUGGGAUGAGACCCUUCCAGAGAUUGUGCCCCGGUGGGAGUUUGGGGAGGCCCUGUUCCUGGGCUGGGGUGCUGGCUUCUCCCUCCUCGUGGGAGGGUGUCUGCUUCACUGUGCAGCCUGCCCCGCCCGGGCUCCGCUUGCGGCUGGCCACUACGCGGCGGCAGACGUGCAGACUCAGUGUCCACACCUGGAAGACGGAACUGCAGAUCCCAAAGUGUAAGCCGUGGAUGAGACCAGAGCGAUGUAUCCCAUUAACCCCAAAGACACGAGGAGGUCUCUGGUUACGUGAAUCUGCGCAGCUCACAUUUUCCCACUCAAUAACUAUUUCUCUCUAUUAGACUCCCUCCUCCCCACUCUGGAGAAUAAUCAGGGACCUCUUGUAUCUAAAAGAGAAUCGUUAUGGUAAGCAUUCCAUAGGUCUGAGUGAAGAAAUGUUUCACUGACCUGGUUAUUAAAUCAAUCCGUGGUGGUGGGUGUCUAUGAACGUGACUCUUAAGCUUUAACCUGUUCUUUUUUGUAUCAGAAAGCCUUUUCUGUUUAGUUGCUUUUGUUGGCAAGUGGAAAUGGUAACUAGUUUCUGUUUCCUAGAGGAAGAAAAACCAGCAAUCUGAAAUCCUUUGAAGUUUCUGCAUAAGUGAAACCACAUGCAAAACCAGUGC